GAAAGAUGGAAGAAGAAGAAGAAGAAGAAGAACGCGCGUUUGAAGGGAGUGGGAAACAGUGGAUUCCAUAAUUAGAAUUAGAAAAAAGAACAAAAGCAGUGAUAAGACGUGAGAUGCAGAAAGAGUGUACUGAUUUGUUGCAGUGGAGGGAGGGGUUCUGGGUUGCUGAGUUCUCCUCUAACGGCUUAUAAGCAACCCGCCCAUAAUAUAUGCUGCUAAAACUCUUCUCCACCCCGCCCAUGGCCGUGGACAUGGCCCCCACUUCUCUCUCUCUCCGUUUUCAGAUCCAAAUUUUUGCAUUUUGGGAGGAGGGUAAUGGGUUUAAGAGCUUUUAAUUGGGUUGGCUGAAUAUGCCCAGUGCCUGUUUGUAAAAAUGCCCAAGAGAGGAGAUCUUGUGGUUUAUUAGGAAAAAAGAUUGUACAAAGAGGAAAAAGAAAUAUUAUUUUUGUUGCAUUAAUGAAAACCAACCUUUUUGUCUUUGGUGGAGGGCCAGGGCCUCCCCCACACUCUCACAGUGAAAGAAAUUAUUAAUAAAGAACGGAGGGGGAAGAGAGGGGGGGGGGGAAAGAUAAAGCCAAGGCAAAGCAAAGGGAGAAGGGGAUGGGGGAGUGUGGGUUUUGUUCUGUCUUCGCCUGUCCCCCCCCACCCACCCACACAUAUACGCACUCUCUCUCUCUCUAACAGUCCAAAAGCCACCAAAGCAUUGGCCUUUUUUCGCCUUUUGCUUCUGUGUUUCCUAUGCAAUUGUCUAUGUCUGUUGCUUCUGCUCCCUCUUCUCAGUACCUGCAAAUGGGAGAGGAAUCAUACUUUGAAUUUCUUGUUAUUAUUUGAUACCCCCCUUUCUUUCUUUCUUUUCCUCUUUUCUUUCUUUCUUUCUUUUUUCCUUCUCUAUCGUUUCAGCCUACUGGGGCUUAGCAUCCAUCCAAACACUACUUUCUUGUUGUUUUCUAUUCAUCUCCUUUCACUUCUCUCCUGUUUUUAGCUUUAUUGGUAUCCCUUCAGGAUAUGUUUUCAGCAUUCUUUACCAUGAUCUGACCUCAUUUCCAGUUCUCUACAGCUUUGGUCUUCUUGUUACCUUAUUGCCAAUUGAUCACUCCGUGCCAUUCUCCUUUCUUGUUUUAGUUCUAUUGCUGCUUAUCUUUUUUCCGUUGGGAAGCAUAAGCAAGACACUUGAAGUAACCCCUGGGUGUUCAUGGAAAUUGAUCUGAACCAAACAGCAAGUGAGGUGGGCAAGAAUGCAUAUUGCAAUGGGAAUUGUGACGAGGGCCGUUGCAAUUGUUGUUUAUCCUCUUCAACUUCUUCAUGUUCCUCAAAUUCUUCGUCAACUCCCGUCUCUUCUUCAACUUAUUUGGAGCUUUGGCAUGCUUGUGCUGGCCCUCUCACCUCAUUGCCCAAGAAAGGAAAUGUAGUUGUCUACUUCCCACAAGGUCACUUGGAGCAGAUUGCCUCCUCAGCCUCCCCCUUUUCCCCCAUGGAGAUGCGCCCUUUUGACCUCCACCCACAGAUCCUCUGCAAAGUCACCAAUGUCCAACUACUUGCCAAUAAGGAGAAUGAUGAGGUCUACACACAACUUACUCUACUUCCCUUACCAGAGUUACUAGGCACUGAUCUAGGGGGCAAAACGCUGGAGGAAUUGGCGUUGAAUGGAGCUGAUGGAGAUGGGAGCGGAGGAUCGCCUACUAGAUCUACACCUCACAUGUUCUGCAAAACACUCACAGCAUCUGACACCAGUACCCACGGAGGGUUCUCUGUUCCUCGCAGAGCUGCUGAAGACUGUUUCCCAACUCUGGAUUACACUCAACUUAGGCCAUCUCAAGAGCUAAUAGCCAAGGACCUGCAUGGCGUGGAGUGGAGGUUUAAACAUAUCUACAGAGGUCAACCCAGGCGGCAUCUGCUCACUACUGGGUGGAGUAUUUUUGUAAGCCAAAAGAAUCUUAUUUCUGGAGAUGCGGUGCUCUUUCUAAGGGGUGAAAAUGGAGAGCUAAGGUUGGGAAUAAGGAGAGCUGUUCGGCCUAGAAAUGGUCUUCCUGAUUCAAUUGUUGGCAACCAAAAUUCUUGUGCAAACGAUCUUGCUUGUGUGGUGAAAGCAAUAUCCACCAAGAGCAUGUUUGAUGUGUUUUACAAUCCAAGGGCAUAUCAUGCACAGUUUAUUAUAUCUUGCCAAAAGUAUGUGAAGAGCAUCAAUAAUCCGGUGAUCAUAGGCACAAGAUUCAAAAUGAGAUUUGAGAUGGAUGACUCUCCAGAAAGAAGGUUUAGUGGUGUAGUUAUUGAAAUUGGUGACAUGGAUCCCUUUAGAUGGCCGAACUCAAAGUGGAGAUGCUUGAUGGUCCAAUGGGAUAAAGACAGUGAUCAUCAAGAACGUGUUUCCCCCUGGGAGAUUGAUCCUUCUGUUGCUCUCCCACACUUGAGUGUUCAGUCUUCUCCAAGGUUGAAGAAACUGAGGACUAGUCUGCAGGCCCCACCUAAUAACCCCUUUACUGGGAGGGGCGGUUUUAUGGACUUUGAGGAUUCAAUUAGAUCCUCUAAGGUCUUGCAAGGUCAAGAAAAUGUAGGUCUCGUAUCACCCUUUUAUGGGCGUGAUACUGCGAAAUGUUCGCUGGAGUUUGAGGUGCGAUCUUCUGCACAACAGAAUCAAGCCUCGGGUGGAGUUGAAAAGCUAAAUAUAGGUGAUUAUGUAAAGGUUCAUACGAACUCUUCUUUCACAGGCUUUAUGGAAUCUGAUAGAUUUCUGAAGGUCUUGCAAGGUCAAGAAAUAUGCUCAUUGAGGCCACCAACAAGAAAAGCAGAAUAUAGUUUAGGUGUUUGGGGAAAGCUUAAUCUCAGUGACAACUCUUUUAACACAUUUCAACCACCAAACUCUGGUUUUUACCACAUGGCGUCAAAUGGCGCUCAAAACAUGUAUUUCCCUCGUAGUGAAAUUUACAGCACUGGCCCAGCCCCCAUGAUGCGCUCAAAUGAUAGCCACUUUCCAAGAGAAAGUGCCUUGUUCAACCCAUCUGCUGUUGAUGCUAGUAUUAUCAGGACUAAAAUGGAAAGGGCUAAUCGUUCAGUAAAUAGGGAGUCUGUACAUCUAGUUUCUGCUCCCCCAACUUUAGGGUCAAAUAUGAGGAGUUCAAAGGAUGAGAAUGCGAAUGAGAAAAACACAACUGGCUGUAAACUUUUUGGCUUUUCCUUGACUUCAGAAACAGCUACAAACUUGCAAAGUUCAGGGAAGAGAAGCUGUACUAAGGUUCACAAACAAGGCAGCCUGGUGGGAAGAGCUAUUGAUCUCUCUAGACUUAAUGGCUAUACUGACCUGCUUUCUGAACUGGAGCGGCUGUUUAGCAUGGAAGGACUCUUAAAAGAUCCCGAUAAAGGAUGGCGAGUACUGUACACGGACAUUGAGAACGAUGUAAUGGUUGUUGGGGAUUAUCCAUGGCACAAAAUAUAUAUGAUUAAGUUGUGCUCAACCUCUUAAUUCCAAACUAGGUAGAGGCUUUUCGAAUAUUCGUUUCAACUUCUAAUAUUGGCAAAUGAUUGUUUUACAAGAUAACGAUUUUUUUCAUCUCAU
Molecule: messenger RNA, 3550 nt
Organism: Momordica charantia (bitter melon)
Lineage: Eukaryota; Viridiplantae; Streptophyta; Magnoliopsida; Cucurbitales; Cucurbitaceae
Source: RefSeq, a predicted model, not a curated record